AUGGAAAGCUGCCAGAAUGAACCAAAAAAAAAACAAACAUCCAGUGCUUUGACUAGGGGCAGAGGUACGAGCCGUGUAGACGGACAAUAGGAUCUAGCUGUGGUCACACUUCAGAAAUAUUAUCCAUGUGGACACAGGUGGCUUGAUCUAGCUGCGGUCAAGAGCUAGAAAUAUCAGUAAGUACACCAGGACUUGGCUAUAAUCUGUACUUAUCUUUUAUUUUUUUAAUAUGGUCACAGAUUUUCCAUCUAUGCUAUGUCUGGCUCCAUAAAGAAUUGUUUUGCUGUGCAGACAUAGAUUGCAUUGCCACUCAUUACCAAGCAUAGAAAGAUUCAAUCCUUUGGACCGGAAGCAAUCCCUUAGAACAGGGGUACCGAAAAGGGUGUUUUGAAACUACAGCUUCCGUGAUGCUUUGUCAUUCUAAAGGCAUGUUAAAGGUAUGCAAAGCAUCAAGGGAGUUGUAGUUCUGCAACAUCUGUAGAUCUACCUUUUGGGCACCCUUGCCCUAGAACAGCAUUUCCCAAUUGGUGUUCUGCAGAACCCUAGGGUUUCCCAAGAACACAAUUGGGGUUCCGCUGCAUUUUUCCACAUCCAAGAUGGCUGCCGCUACCUGCUGUUCCCAGAAGGUUGGAAACAGGAGAAAUCGCGGAAGCAUGAUCUUAAGCCUACCUUGCCGCCAGAGCCCACCCUGCCAUCAGCCAGCCACUUAGCUUGUCCAAGAGAGAGCCCAUCCAGCUGUCAGCCAUUUUCUAUCACUCGUGGUAGAGGAGUGAUAGAGAGUGGAGCUGAUAGUUAAAGCUCUGUUAGGUAGCAACAUAGAAAGCUCUGUUAGGUAGCGACAUAGCCUCAGGGGCAUUAAAAUUCUCUGUUAGGGGGGCGGGGCCUGACAGCCAACCGAGUAGGUCGCAUGCUGCUGGAGCUCCUCAGGGAAAAUCACUUACGAAGCCUAAAUUGGAAAUUUUUGUUCUAUAAUCUGGGGCAAAGCUUGCCUCUAAUCUUGAGGAAUAAUCUGCCAACACUCUGGCUUAAAUCCUGCCUGCAGCUGGCGGACACAGCAGAAGACUGACAGGUCUGCGGCCUGAAUCUGCACUUGAGAGCGGGGAAACGGCCGAUCCCCGGCCUUGAGUGGGAGCUUGUGGAAGCUGAGCCCUGUUUCUACCCUCCCACCGGUGGGGGUUAUCCCGGUCCUCACUGGCGCUCUGACCCGACCGCCUAGCCAGGACUUACUGCUUUCCCGCGCCUAUGUGACACGAGGCUUCACUCGACAAGAUGGCCACUCCACCAGACCCCUUUGCCAUGAACCUCAGUUGAACCAAUACUCCUAGCGUUUGACCGCAUCUGUGAGCGCUUCUGGGCACAGCUACAUGGCAAACAACCUACCUCAACUCCUGAAAAUGCGUCGGCACCUCGAAGCGGUCCUGCAGCGUGUAACCGACCCAACUUGACUCCACCACGUGCUCCCCGGGCGGCGCAGCACAGGAGCCGGCGGCAAACUGCUAGACUGCAUCGCAAGCACCCGACUAACCGCAGCUGCAAAACAAGGCUCCAUCAGCCUCAGCGUGACCGACAUGAAUGGCAGACUCCAACUGCUUACACAUAUGGGAGCAGAGACAAGACCCCGCGGAUGCAAACUCUGCCUGCUGACAGUGUCCAGGUGCCGGUGAGGACCACAGCGGACUCUGCCGGUUUGGGCACCAUGGGGGGGGCUUAA
Pelobates cultripes (western spadefoot toad) is the source of this 1711-nucleotide messenger RNA. The record is from the annotation of a GenBank genome assembly. NCBI's taxonomy places the organism in Eukaryota, Metazoa, Chordata, Amphibia, Anura, Pelobatidae.